GCAAUUAGUGAUGAAUUAACGCACAAAUAUGGCAAGCAAUUUGCAGAGGCUGCCAGAAUGAAUCAAUUGCCAGAGCCAAGCAGAGUUUCACCAAAGUUGGUUCAAAAAUUGUCGGUCAAUGCUCCAUCAAAAUUACUUGUCGAAAAGUAUUUAAUCACAAUUGCUCAAUCUGCCGGUAUUGAUUUUACACCUGACCCUAAGGUUAUGCGAGAUGAUGACGACGAAGUUGCUCGAGCUGAACGCAAUCUCAUCAACUUUAUGAAUGAGCAAUAUGGUUGGAAUGUCAAACCAGGCGACGAUCGCAAUGUAAACAAUGGCAGUGGACCCGGAAGCGAUGGAGGAUUUUCUGGUGGGAGUGGUGGAGGUAAUCUCCAUGCUGAUAAUGCUAGCACAAUUUCUUCACAUUUUAUUGGAGGAACCACGACAGGUGGAGGCGGUAUUCCGCCUCCGGAAUACGCUCCACCUCCUAUGGCACCGCAGCAAAUCCCUCCUGGAUAUGGGCAUAGUCCAAUUCCAAAUGUACAUCCAAUUGUAAAUGCCAAUGCACCAAUUUAUCCACAACAUCAACAACAAUUUGAUCAUCCACACUAUGAACACGUUUAUGAAACAGUACCUCCUGUUGGUCCACAAGAUGCUGAUGAAGACUUUCUUCUUCCAAAAUUUCCGGAGCCGCCAAAAGGCAUUCCUUCACCUUUUCAUGGUAAUGGCGAAACAAAACAAAUGCCUCCUCAUACGACGAAAAAUGGUGGUGGUGGCACUGGUAAUCCUAACGAUGAUUUGGAUUUUGAUGCACUUGCUCGUAGAUUUGAAGAGCUUAAGAAGCGAAUUUAA
Messenger RNA from Meloidogyne enterolobii, 831 nucleotides. The record is from the annotation of a GenBank genome assembly. NCBI's taxonomy places the organism in Eukaryota, Metazoa, Nematoda, Chromadorea, Rhabditida, Meloidogynidae.